UCGGAGCGUCAGUGCGGCGCGAAGAUGGCGGCGGCAGCGGCUGCAGGCCCCGGGGCGCUCCAGGCGCCGAGCUCGCUGCUGCUCGUGGUGGGCGGCGAGUGCGGGUGCUCGGGGCUGCUUGCCUAUGUGCUGGAGGAACUUGAACGAGGCAUCCGGUCCUGGGACAUUGACCCUGGCAUUUGCAACCUAGAUGAGCAGCUCAAGGUUUUUGUGUCCCGGCACUCUGCCACCUUCUCCAGCAUCGUGAAAGGCCAGCGGAGCCUGCACCACCGCGGAGACACGCUGGAGACCCUGGUCCUCCUGAACCCAUCAGACAAGUCCUUAUGUGACGAGCUCCGGAAUCUUCUGCUUGACCCUGCCCCUCACAAGCUGCUGGUGCUGGCUGGGCCCUGCUUGGAAGAGACAGGGGAGCUGCUGCUGCAGACGGGGGGCUUCUCGCCCCGCCACUUCGUCCAGGUCCUAGGGGACAAAGAGAUCCGGGAUCUCCUGGCAUCCACACCCCCACCUGCAGACCUGCCCAAGCUCACCAUCACCUGCCCAACCUUCGGCGACUGGGCCCAGCUGGCACCCGAAGUGCUCAGCCUCCACGGCGCACUCCAGCUGCAGUGGAACCCACCCGCACAGCUGCCGGCGUCUGAGGGCCUGCGUGAGUUUCUGGAGUAUGUGGCGGAGUCGCUGGAGCCGCUGUCUCCCUUUGAGCUGCUCGAGCCGCCGGCGUCCGUGGGCUUUCUCAGGCUCGCCCGGCCCUGCUGCUACAUCUUCCCCGGCGGCCUCGGCGACGCUGCCUUCUUCGCCGUCAAUGGUUUCACCGUGCUGGUCAACGGUGGCUCCAACCCCAAGUCGAGCUUCUGGAAGCUGGUGCGGCACCUGGACCGGGUGGACGCCGUGCUGGUGACCCAUGCGGGCGCCGACAGCCUCCCGGGCCUCAACAGUCUGCUGCGGCGCAAGCUGGCGGAGCGCGAGGAGGCGGCGGCCGGCGGGGGCUCCGGGGAUGACCGGCUGCGCAGGCUUAUCUCCCCCAACCUGGGGGUCGUGUUCCUCAACGCCCGCGUUGCCGCCUCGCGUCUGGUGAGCGGCGAGGACGAGGCGGAGCUGGCCCUGAGCCUCUUGGCCCGGCUAGGCAUCACACCCCUGACUCUGAACCGCGGGCCGCUCCCGGCUGAGCCCACCGUGCUCUUCCAGAAGAUGGGUGUGGGCCGGCUGGACAUGUACGUGCUGCACCCGCCCGCGGCUGGCGCCGAGCGCACGCCAGCCUCCGUGUGUGCCCUGCUGGUGUGGCACCCCGCGGGCCCCACGGAGAAGGUGGUGCGCGUGCUGUUCCCUGGCUGCACCCCACCCGCCCGCCUCCUGGACGGCCUGGUCCGCCUGCAGCACUUGGGCUUCUUACGGGAGCCCGUGGUGACCCCCCAGGACUUGGUGGGGCCUCGACGAGCUGAGAGCAAGGAAAGCGUGGGCUCCCGGGACAGUUUAAGAAGAGAAGGCCGGACAACAGCACCCGGCAGAGCUGCCCAGGAGCGCCCCGGGGUGGCCCGGAAGGACCCACCUCGGGCUGAGGCCCCCCGCAGGGCUGAGAAAGAAGUCAGGGUCCCCCGGGAGGUGAAGAAGGACCCCAAGCCGAGCAUCCCUCGGACCCAGCCCCGGGAGGUACGCCGGGCGGCCUCCGCUUCAGUCAGUGUGAAGAAGGCGGGUGCCCUGGCAGCCCCCAGGUCCCGCAGAGCACCCAAUACCCCCCGCCCAGGUGUCCCGCCAGCAGAGAAUGGGCCCCGCAGCCCCCCCAGCUUCCGAUGUGGAGAGGCCAGCCCCCCAACAGAGGCCUGUACUUCCCCAGCCGCCCAGCUGGUGGCCACACCCAGCCAGGAGAGCAGCCUGGAGCUAGGGCUGAGCCCAGCCGGGGAGGACAGCGGCGCCUUGGAGGAGAAGACGCUGGAGCUGCUUUUGGAUGCCAGCACUCCCAGGCCACGCACACCCUCGCCUACUGGAGCCCAGCAGGGCCCGGCUGAGGGCGGUGGGAGACUGUCGCUGAGCCCGCUGCGUGGCGGGGAGGCCGGGCCAGAUGCCUCACCCACAGUGACCACGCCCUCCCUGCCCGCAGAGGUGGGCUCCCCACACUCCACAGAGGUAGACGAGUCCCUGUCAGUCUCCUUCGAGCAGGUGCUGCCGCCACCGCCUGCCACCGCAGGGGAUGCUGGGCUGAGCCUCCCACUCCGCGGCCCCCGGGUCCGGCGAUCAGCCUCCCCGCACGACGUGGACCUGUGCCUGGUGUCACCCUGCGAGUUUGAGCACCGAAAGGCUGUGCCCAUGGCGCCGGCGCCUGCGUCCCCUGGCAGCUCCGAGAGCAGCGCUCGGUCCCAGGAGCGAGCAGGCGCUCCAGGGGCUGAGGAAACGCCACCCACAUCUGUCAGCGAGUCCCUGCCCACCCUGUCUGACUCAGACCCCCUGCCUGCCGCCCCCGGCACUGCGGACUCAGACGAGGACAUGGAGGGCUUUGGGGUCCCUCGCCGCGACCCACUGCCCGAGCCCCUCAAGUUUCCCCCACCGCUGCCCACCCCACCCAGCAUCUGCAUGGUGGACCCCGAGAUGCUGCCUCCUGAGCAGGCCCGGCUGACAGAGGGCCUCAGCCGUACCCGGAAGUCCCUGGCUCGCCCUAACCCCAGCACGGCCACCUCCAAAGCCACUCCAGCGACCACUGCCAAAACCAAGGGACUGGCUGGUGGAGACCGGGCCAGUCGGCCACUCAGCACCCGGAGCGAGCCCAGUGAGAAGGGAGGUCGGGCACCUCUGUCCAGAAAGCCCUCAGUCCCCAAGAUGACCACUCGGGGCCCAUCUGGGUCAGCUGGAAGCCGCCCAGGUGGGUCAGCAGCCCCUCCCGGCUCCCCUGUCUACCUCGACCUGGCCUACCUGCCCAGUGGGAGCAGCGCCCGGCUGGUGGACGAGGAGUUCUUCCGGCGGGUGCGUGCACUCUGCUAUGUCAUCAGUGGCCAGGACCAGCGCAAGGAAGAGGGCAUGCGGGCUGUCCUGGAUGCACUGCUGGCUGGCAAGCAGCAGUGGGACCGUGACCUCCAGGUGACCCUGAUCCCCACCUUCGAUUCGGUGGCCAUGCACGAGUGGUACGAGGAGACGCACGCGCAACACCAGGCGCUGGGCAUCACGGUGCUGGGCAGCAACAGCACCGUGUCCAUGCAGGACGAGGCCUUCCCCGCCUGCAAGGUGGAGUUCUAGUUCUGGGCCGCCGCCCGCCCCCAGCCCGGAGUCUGCCGCUGCCUGAGAUUCCCCUGCAUCAGAAAUAAACCAGGUACCCCACUCGGCUGUGGCCUCCGUUCCUUCUGCUGACAGGAGACUUGGCAGCGUCCAGGGCCGUCAUCGUCACUGUGCUGGCCCCCAGUUUCGGGGGGGGGAUCCCCAGGAGCCCCCAGGGGAGGGCGUGCCUGUCUGGUGCAGAGCACCAGCGGCUGGCAUGUGCUGCUGACUGCGAGGGGCUGAUUUUACCAGUGGGGAAGCUGGUAACCCUGGGCGGCUGCUGGACCCGCACCACACACACCAGUCCGUGGCCCAGGUGAGAUUGAACACCAGGCUCUGGGCUCCAAAGCUGGAAAACAGGUUCCUCUCCAUUUCUAGAGAUAAUUGAUGCCCACGGCAGGAGACCCUCAUGCGACAGGUCUUAAAGAAGAAUUGGAAACCCAGAGGUUACAAAACAUCAAUUCCUGAAGGACCCCCUUCCCUGCUGUCUGCACACUUAGGGAUACUUAGACAUAACGUUAGAGAAGGUACCACGCGCUGGCGUAGAUGGCGACCUGGAAAGCGCACAUCUGUCCUGUCACCUGAUGUCUGAGUGUGACCGAAUAGAGAGAUGGAAUGAGGUGAAGGAUCUUGGGAUUAUCUGGAUGGGCCCUAAAUCCAAUGACAGGUGUCCUGAUAAAAGACAAAAGAGGUGACACUGACAGAGGAAGGCCUCGUGGAGAUGGACACAGGGAUUGGAGCAAUGGGGCCGCAAGCCAAGGAACACAGAAGCCUCCAGAAGCUGGGAAUGGUGAGGAGUGAUCCUCACCUAGAGCCUUCUGAAGGAACCAACCCUGCUGGCACCUUGAUUUCCAAGUUCUGCCUCCGGAAGUGCGUAGAUUGAGCUGUUGUUUGUGGUGCUUUGUGACGUUGGCCCCAGAGGAGCUGUUUGCCACCCGGCUCCCUUCCCUGGACGUGGUGGUGAACCACGCGUGUGGCUGUGAAGGCUCUCCUGCCGCGGACUCACUCCUGUCUCACAGCUCUGGAGGCUGGAAGUCAGGGUGCCGGCGCGGUCGGAGUUUGGUGAGGACGCUUCCUGGCUGGCACAUGGCUGCCUUCUGGCCCAGCACUCACAUGUAGAGGGAGGGGGCAUGGCGGCACGGUCUCUCACACCCCCUUCUUAGGAGAGCAUGAAUCCCAUUGCAAACCCCCCUUCCACUUCCUGAUUAUCUCCCAGAGCCCCCAUGUCCUCAGACACCAUCCCGAUGGGGAGUCGGGCUUAAACAUAGGAAUUGCGGCGGGGGGGGAGUUGUACUGGUUAGGUCUCAGCCUAUCCGUAUCCGGCGUCUGGGUGGACUGGCCCUUGUGGUUGCUCUGACUGUAAGACACCCUUCAGCAACACCGAUCUGGAAACGGAAAAAAAUAAAGGUUUCUUACUUACAAGA
Messenger RNA from Ailuropoda melanoleuca (giant panda), 4661 nucleotides. RefSeq names its product microtubule associated protein 1S (gene MAP1S). Gene Ontology annotation, molecular function: microtubule binding; actin binding. Gene Ontology annotation, cellular component: microtubule; microtubule associated complex; synapse. The record is from RefSeq and is a predicted model, not a curated record. Bases 25 to 3219 code for a protein of 1064 amino acids. Gene Ontology annotation, biological process: regulation of microtubule depolymerization; microtubule cytoskeleton organization; dendrite development. The transcript is spliced from 7 exons. NCBI's taxonomy places the organism in Eukaryota, Metazoa, Chordata, Mammalia, Carnivora, Ursidae.